AUGCCGACAAAACUCGGCGCGGCUGGCACGGCUCGGUUUGCCUCGAGUUCCCACCCGCUCGACCGUGUCCGUCGCCUUGCCCAUGCGUCGCAACUGCCUGCACUCCAGAAACUCCCGAGUGCGGCGCACAAACCGCCGAAGCGCCGUCUCGAGGCUGCCUCGGCGCCGCUGCGUAACAACCCCGCGCCGACGCGUGGUCCCAUUCUGCAGUGUAUCGCGCACACAACAGCCGAGCGCUACGAUCUGCAGCGUCUUGCUGUCCUUCUUCGUCGGAUGGGCGUGCGGUGGGAGGAAGUUCCCGAGGGUGACCGGGAAAGGGCUUUCGUCAUCGGUCCGUGGAAGGGGAGGGGUGGCGCCGAGCGCCUCGUUCGCGGGAAGGAUGUGCCGAGUUCAGGCGAGGAGGAGCUGGACCCCGACAUGGGCUUCGAGUAUGGCGAGCGCGGCGAGAUUUGGGUCUUCAACUCGGGAAGCUUCGUGACCUGGGGUCUGACGGAGGAGGAGGGACGGGCGUUUGAGCGCGACGUGCUUAAGCGUCGAGGAGCUGGAAUCGAGGUCGAGCCCCUUUCGCCGGAGGAAUACGAGGUCGAGGAGGUGGACUUUGUCGUCGACCCCAAUGACAAGACACAGAUUGUCGGAAACCUGAUUCUACUCGGCGGACCGCCUGAGCUGUCCACCUUCCCUCCGUCCCCGGGACUUGCCUCCCUCCUCGCCCGUUACACCCUCUCUCUCUCCCUCUCUCGAUCCUCCUCGCUCAGUGUGCUUGAGGGCCGUCUCGACCGCCACAUCGCCUCUGUAUCCAAGAUCCCGCGAGCCCUCGCGCUCUUUGGCCAGCAACCGCUCGAGCGCCGCGACGUGAUUCGCAAGAUGGGCGAGCUGAUGGUGCUCCGCAUGGCGGUGAAUACGCGCGGCGGCGGCCUGGAGGAAACCCCCGAGUUCUACUGGAGUGAGCCCGAGCUCGAGUCGUACUUUGACUCGGUGGCCUCCGAGUUUGAGAUCAAGGAACGCAUCGAGGCGAUCAACAAGAAGAUCGACUACGCGCAGGAGGUGCAGAACACGCUGCGCGCGCUGCUCACCGAGGCGUCGGGACAUCGCAUGGAGCUCAUCAUUAUCGCCCUCAUUGCUGUCGAGGUCAUCAUCGUGCUCAUCCGCGAGGGUCCUGAGCUCUUCGAGCAUAUCCGCCGCCCGCUCGUUGAGGCCCUCGACUCGGUGUUCUACGGCAAGGACGUCGUGCAGGCUAAGAAGCAGCAGGAGAAGGAGUAUAACGAGGAGCACCCCGAGAUCUGCGGGAGCGGGUCGACUGUUCCUCUCCAGCCUGCUCCUGAGCGCCGUCUUGUCUAA
Trichosporon asahii var. asahii CBS 2479 is the source of this 1338-nucleotide messenger RNA. RefSeq names its product cytoplasm protein. The coding region runs from base 1 to 1338 and encodes 445 amino acids. Gene Ontology annotation, biological process: positive regulation of mitochondrial translation. Lineage: Eukaryota; Fungi; Basidiomycota; Tremellomycetes; Trichosporonales; Trichosporonaceae. The transcript has a single exon. The record is from RefSeq and is a predicted model, not a curated record.